UCUCAUCUUGUAUACCCUUUGACGUGAUUUCUCCCUUUCCUUAGUUGCUUGAAGCUCACAAAAUUCACUUUCCUUUGCAUUUCAACAUUCUCCGGUUAAGAAAGAAGUACUUGAGGUGACUGCAAUUUUGAAUGUUCUGAGGCGCAUUGUAGUCGCUAGUAGUUAAUUUUUUCAGCCGUUAUAUUUUUUCUUUCAGCCCUUUUGGCUGGCAAACAUUUAUGUGGGGUUAAAUGUUAUACUUCGUUUGCUUUUCUCAUUGUUAUGAACAGUUGAGGAUGAGCUUUCGUUAAUUUCCUACUUUUUUGUGUCUAUUUAUUUGCAUCGAUCGAGGUGGAUUUGAGGGCGUUGAGGGUUAGCUUGGGUUGGUAUCUGAACUUUAGCUUAUGGAAUACUCGAGACAUCAGUAUUUCCAUUUCCUCCCCUGAAAUUUUUGAUUCAAGUUUCACCUUAAUCUGCAGUCAGGGGUUUAUAAUCGCUUCUUCUAUAAAUAUGAACGUGGAAGAUUUGUCCACAAUUUUUUUUUUCUUUUUAUUUUUGUCCAGUUAAUUUUUUUGUUUUUUGUAUAUAUAAAUUACCCCUUUGGUGCUUAUCUUUUUUUUUUUUUCUUUUUUAUUUUCCAAACGGCAACCAAAAGUCUUUGGUGCUUAUCAGAAUCCGUGAUUUUGCUGCGUGUUCAAUUAUUCUAAGAUUUUUAAUCAGUUGGGGAAGAAUCUGUGAUAGAAGGAUUAUGGAUGUGAAGUAUUGGCAAAAUCGAAAAUGGCUCAUUCUCAAAACCACAAUAAAAAGCAUCAACCACAACAUUCAUCAAAAACACCUUCAGUUGGUUCAGACAACAAGAAGCAGACAGGAAGGCAAGCUAAAGGGAAAACCCCACAUCCUCAUGUCUCAAAACCACUCCCUUCAAAUUGGGAUAGAUAUGGUGAAAAUCUUGGUUUGGAUUCUGAAGAAGCCCUGACUAGCUCCAGUCAGCCGACCGAGUUUGUAUUGCCAAAAAGUAAAGGUGCAGAUUAUGCUCACUUAAUUUCGGAGGCAAAAGAUCAAUCUAGUUCAAGUCGGUUUAUGGAUGUUUCUCAUUUGUUUGGUGAUGUUAUUACUGACUUUACUCAGGAUUUUGGUCCAAUGCUUAUUUCGGCCAAGGGGCAAAGCUUGCUUUCAUGGGCUGAAGAUGACGAUUUCGAGUUUGAAGGGAAAACAAGCACCAGUUUUGAGGCACCUUUUCUUUCGCUUGAUCUGAAAGCACUUUCUGAACAACUUGCAAAGGCAAAGCUGUCAGAGAGGUGUUUUCUAGAGCCAGAUCUAUUUCCUUCGGAGCUGUUGGACGAGUUACAAGCAUACGAUGAAGACAAAUACGAUCCUAAAACUCGUACAUCUUCAACUGAAACAAAAUCCAGAUUCUCAUCUUCUCUCCAUAACCAAGAAUUUCGUCAAAAGCAUGGACCUUUAUCCUCCACCAUUACAUUGGCCAGAGAUCAUCAUCCUGUUCAAACCCCUGCACGAGUAUUGGAACCUUUGAAGCAAGAAAACAUUGGAAUCUUGCAGUCACAAGAUACAGCGAGGAGCAUUUCACGAGAAUCUGUUACAGAGGAGAUAUUUGUUUCCACUGCUAAAAGCCCGUCGAUAUUUGAGGCGGUAAGUGCAGAAGCAGAACUAGACAUGCUUUUAAGCUCUUUAGGGGAAACUAAGAUUGUUGAAUCAAAAGGUGGAAAUGUGAAUAAUCAUGAGCAUGCAGUGAAAUCGGCUAAUAUUGAUGAUGAUAUUGAUAAACUGCUUGAGGAGACAUCUUAUUUGACGAUUUUAGAUGGUGGACGGGGGUCAAAUGAGGUAAGUGCAAUCGCUGAUGCUAGAUCUUCCGCCUUGAAUGCCGACUCUAAGUCUAAACUUUUGGACGAUUUUGAUUCGUGGUUGGAUACAAUUUGAUUUUUCUGUGUAGAUGAUUUUGAUAAUGGUUAGAUACGUGAUCUUACUGUUGCUAGCUUGUUGUGAUGAUGUGAUAUGGGUUAUUGGUUAAUUUGUUAACCCCUGACAUUGUAAGUGUUGAUUUCUGUAAACUCUGUUGCACUUAAAUGUGUUGUAGUUUAGAACAGUGCUGAUGGGAAAAAAAAUGCUUUUUUUGUGAAACUUUAGAGUAUGUCUUGGGAGCAUUUCUAAUGCAUUGGUCUAUCAAGUAGAAUGACCGAUAACG
Striga asiatica is the source of this 2182-nucleotide messenger RNA. Lineage: Eukaryota; Viridiplantae; Streptophyta; Magnoliopsida; Lamiales; Orobanchaceae. The record is from the annotation of a GenBank genome assembly.